Molecule: messenger RNA, 1059 nt
Organism: Schistocerca americana (American grasshopper)
Lineage: Eukaryota; Metazoa; Arthropoda; Insecta; Orthoptera; Acrididae
Product: TD and POZ domain-containing protein 1-like
Exons: 4
Coding region: 1-1059 (352 amino acids)
Cellular component (GO): nucleus; cytoplasm
Molecular function (GO): protein binding
Source: RefSeq, a predicted model, not a curated record
AUGUCAGCGAGGAAGCAAGUCGAGGAGACGGCGGCCGUGGACCUGGGCGCCCUGCUGGACGCAGGUGAGGGCGCCGUGGUCACCCUGGUGGCGGGGGAGACGCGGCUGGCUGCCCACAGGGCAGUCCUGGAGAGCAGGAGCCCGGUGUUCAAGUCAAUGUUCGGCAACGGUGUGUCAGAAGUGAACGUGGAGAACGUGGAGGGCCCGGUGCUGCGGCAGCUGCUCUCCUACGCGUACACCCUGCAGGCCGCGCAGCAGCUGCCCGACAUGGCCCCCCAGCUGCUGGCGGCCGCCCACACCUACAGGUUGCCAGAGCUGAAGGACGCGUGCGAGCAGCGAGCGGUAGCGGAUCUGGCGCUGGAGAACGCGGCGGCUCUGGGUGUGCUCGCACUGAGGCACUCCUGCCCCCGGCUCCUGCAGGCUGCCGUUGCGCUUAUGAAGGACGACACCCGGAAGGUGAUGAUGACGCAGAGCUGGAAAGAGACGAAGACCCGGUACCCGCAUGCCCUGGUGGACUUAAUGGCCUUGAUCGUAGAGCCACCAGCAGAAGACAGCUCGCCGGCCGCCACAGGGGGCGGGCCCUGCCUUGCCACUCCGCGUCAGCCCCGCAGCGACCACGCCCAGACUCCCGCCGCAGCUGCGCCGGCCGAGCCCGCCCGACACACUCCCCCGCCACCUGAUGACGCAGCCGUCUCUCGCUUGCGAUCUGCUGCUGAUGUUCCAGGGGCGGUGGAGGAGGUGCGGGCGUUGCUCGCGGCUGGGGCGGACGUGGGGGCGAGGGACUGGGGCGGGUGGACCGCCCUGCACUGCGCUGCACGGAGAGGCGACGCGGCUGUGGUGCGGCUGCUGCUCUCUGCGGCGUCCGACCCCAACGCCAGGGAUCGGUGGGGGGAGACGCCGCUGCACGAUGCGGCACGGAAUGGCGAAGCAGAAGCGGCGGCUGCGUUGCUGCAGGCCGGAGCCGACAGGGGGGCGACGAAUGAAGAUGGGAGGACCCCCCUGGACUACGCCAGGGAGGAAAACCAUCACCAGCUCGUCCAGAUGCUAACAGAGCGUUAA